GCGCAGAACAAGUGUCAACUCAAUCCUGGCGCAGCGUCUUCAGCUUGGAACAUCCUAGGCACCCGAGUUACGUCCAUCUUAUAGCAGGUCGAGGACGAAAGGUGGGGAUGUAAGUGUAAUGUCCUGCGAAGACUACUCUCAGCCUACCGACCUUCGCACUCUCCUACAUUCAAGACCAGGUCAACAUGUCUUCUUCGAGCCCGAAAGCAUCAGACCUGCAAUUCAUGUCACUCCCCUACGACGUGCGAUAUCAAAUCUACAAGCACCUCUUUCCAUCUGUAGAUCAGAUCUACAUUUCAGUAACCAAUGACGGUCUACAGGUCAUCCGGCCUGAGCGAGACAUCUCCGUCGACCUCCUCCUGACAUGUCGUCCUCUCUACAAAGAAGUGGGCGCCUUUUUCUACGGCAGCUAUCUCUUUAACCUGGUCGGCGUGAAGCAAGACUGUCUCACCCAGUACCGGCAGUUCCUACGGACGAUGCGCCGGCAUGCACGACAAGAGGUCCAUAUUAACGCUUUCAGCAAUGGCGAGCACUCUUCCACUAUGUGCAUCUCUAUGCAAGUUGGGGAUGCGAAGAUGGCCGUGCUAAACCGAAGGCGAAGGGGUGAGGCUAAGACGAUCCGUGAGCUGGAACUGGAAGUUGCGCGGACGGCGAAACGACCUGCGGAUGCCGUGGACGUUGGACUGUACGGUCGUGGUGGUAUGACGCUGUUCGCUGUGCUUGCACUCGUCAUGGCCUUAUUCGUGGCUUUGAUGUGCCCGUACCUGGUGCUCAGCAUGAAUGAUUGUUCAGUCUCGUGGAUCGGUGGAGUAAAUGGCUGCUUGUCGAGGCCGCUCUCCCGGACGACGGCAUACGUCGGCUGAAGUCUUGCUGCCGCCGAUACCUGACUUGGUUGGAUGCUGUGACCGCGAGG
Molecule: messenger RNA, 913 nt
Organism: Baudoinia panamericana UAMH 10762
Lineage: Eukaryota; Fungi; Ascomycota; Dothideomycetes; Mycosphaerellales; Teratosphaeriaceae
Exons: 1
Coding region: 186-863 (225 amino acids)
Source: RefSeq, a predicted model, not a curated record